ACGUGACUCAGCUGUCGGGCCCUGCCAGUGAACAGAAGCAGGCUGCAGGCGGAGGAAGCAGCAGCAGCAGCAGCACGGAGAAGAGGUAAGCAUUCACUGGCUGCCGAUGGUUCCCCGGCUUUGUUGACGACAGGUUAGAUUUUUCAUUACCUAUUGUCCACAACAUCAUCGACAUGGGCUCAUUUUAACUAGCCACAUGCUUAUAUUUGAAAAAUUUAAAGAUAAGUAGUAGGCUAGCAACUAGCCGCAGCCUCCGCGGUGAGUGCCAGCGGUAGAUGGACGGAGUCAGGAUCCGUUUAUGGUGGUUCGGGUUCAGCUAGUUAGCUGGUCGAUUAGCCGGUCUGCUAACAUGUCUGUUUUUGUGGAGGGGCGGCAAACGUUGGAAGCGUUGCUGCUGAGCAUCUCGGUUUGGCUCAACAUUGAAAAGGAGGAAGGCUUAAUCCCACUCCUGACAUGUUGUGAUCUUUGGAGCCCACAUAGCUCUACUUCUUUAUCCAACAUCCAGGAUGUAGCUAGUCUGAGCUAGCAGGCAGCUCACGGUGAUGAGCUAUUUUUGCUACAUCUCACGGGCUUCAGCAGUGUUUGAGUCAGUUUGAGCCGAGACUGUCUUUGGAUAUUUCUCCCCGUCAACAUUAUAGCAGACAGUCGUGAUUUAAUGUCGGUUUAAGCUCAUUUCUUUGCCUGGAGGUUGAGUUGAGGCGAUGCUCCUCCGCCGUCUCUCUGUCAGUGUAAUUUCAAGUAUCUUAGAAAGCAUUUUAUUACUGAUGACAGUUGGUUUUACUGAAGUGUCCAUUUAUUUUCCUACGGUUUUGUCCACCUUUACUUCAUUUUGUCCCAUUUUUUUUCUUUGACCAACCGCAUCACGAUUUUAGCGUCUGUCUGCAGCCACAGGUCUGUUUGGUUCAAUUUCGUGUGAAAAACACUCCUCAGUCAAAUCCAACAGUAUUUUUUUUUCUCAUCCGUCGUUAGAUGUCCUCUUUCUUCGGGUUAUAUUCAACCUUAACCGGGAGUGGCCGCUUUGGUUUAACAUAAUAAAAACGGUGUUAAAUGAUACAUGGCUUUCUUCAAUAAUUCAACAAUUAGUUAAAUAUCCUUCCGCUGCGCAGGAUAGUCCUGAAGUGAUUGGACAUUAGUAUCGGCAAGUGAGAGGUAAUUUUAGGCCGGCGCAUUAAUAUUUAAAUUAACGGCUGUGGGAGAAGUUAGCGUCUCAUUCGCAGUUUCCGAUCGAGGGAGGUUAUGGAAACAAAGUCCUGAUCCAAAUACAGUAUACUUACGCCGGUCCAUCUAAAAUGUCAGACAUUGCCUAUAUUUUUUUUGUCUGGAAUACAUAAGACCAGGUCAUAAGACUUUUACUUCUCUGACUUAGUCUAGUUUAUCACAGAAAAAUUUACCUCCUUUUACCUCAAGGAAUCGUCUUAGUUAUCUAAAACCUGGAACUGCAUUUUAAGUUUAUAGACCUGUGGGAUCAUCUAGUCCAGUUCUGAGGAGUUAAGUGGUUUUGGAUCAGGAUCUUGUUUCCUGCUCGAUAACAGCCCAAACAGAGGCUGAUAAUAAGAUGCCAACUUGAGCGUUGUCUCUGGCUGGAGGUUGAAAGCUUUAAGCACUGUCACUGUUGCAACACCGAAAGACCACCCCAGGGUCCUCCUUAUAAAUGAUCAUUAAAAAACACAGGUCAUGUUGAAAGCAACCAUUUCUGUUUGAUAAUGACAUCCUUUUUUAUUUGUGUUGUCAAGCAGUCCUCCAUGGGAUCCUGGAAGCGGGUUGAAAAGACAGACCGGCUGACGUGAUGACGUUACUGGGAGGAGCGGCUCUCCUGUUGGCUCACAGCUGAUGGAGAGGAGUCCCUACUCCUCCUCUUACACAGACGGCCAGGGUCGUAUGAGGAGGACACUGAACUCAGAAAUGACACGCUGAACUGAACAGUAACUUAACCCACAUCAGCUGAAAGCACUGGCCUGGUUGGACAGGAUAGAUGCCUUGCCUGUUGAUGAGUUUACAAGCGAAAGCGUUUUGGUGUGUGAUUGUUUCUUUUUGAUCAGCAGGAAUGAGUGUUGGAUCUGUCACAGGGGAUAUCUAAAUAAUUUCUUGACACUCAUCUGUUGCCUUGCCAUCAAAACCACACCAACGAGGUAGUUCACUGAUCAAAAGCAUCAAAAAUGACUUGAAUGAGUGCCUUUUUGUUGUGUAUGCAGCCAAGUCCAGCAACGUUGAAGUCCACCAGUUUUGUGACCUCAAGUUUUUCGCCCUUUGUUACUUCAACCAACCAGUUAACCUAGGCAAAGAGCAAGUACUAUGCACUGUUGUCGCUGUCCCACAUCCAACACAGAACCAGUAACCUCAGCAGAGAAGAGGUGCUUGUAACAGUAACAGACCCCUCUGAAAAACCUCUGACCCCCCCCCCCCCCAUCUGAGAGGUUAUCAUUUUCCUUGUAAAUCCACGGGGUUGUUUAGAGUACUGCAGGGAUGUUCGCCGCCGUGGAGCAUGGCCCGGUCCUCUGCAGUGACUCCAACAUCCUGUGCCUGUCUUGGAAGGGCCGUGUGCCCAAGAGCGAGAAGGAGAAACCGGUGUGCAGGAAACGCUACUACGAGGAGGGCUGGCUCGCUACUGGGAAUGGACGAGGUGUUGUUGGGGUGACAUUCACGUCAAGCCACUGUAGACGGGACCGGCCUACACCGCAGAGAGUCAAUUUCAACCUCAGAGGACACAACAGCGAGGUAAGAAAGCACCAGGGGUGUAAAGUAACAAAUGACUUUUGUCCAUAUGAUUGUAAAUAAGAAGCUUUUAUAUAUAUAUACAUCAGUUACAGAGUAAGAAGGAAAUUUCAAAACAAUGCAAGUUUUCAAUCAACCCCAUCCAAAUGAGGUAUGCUCACACUGCCAAAAACUCCCAAUUCAUCGAGUGAUUUUUUUCCAUUUUGAAAAGAUCUCUUGAUUUAGGUUUCUGUUGACCUGAUAGGUCCAGAUCUCUUAUUUCUAGAUAAUUCAGUAAAUAGUCAGAGAAAUUUUGCUUGCUGAAUUAGCAGCCAUUUUUACUCCUUACAGUCAAUUAAGCAGUUAUUCUUAGCUUGUAUUAUUAACCAGCCUUUAUGCACAGCCAGUGUGCAGACCCCAAAGAAAUAUUCAGCUGCUUUGCUGAAAAGUAUAGAGUCAUAAUCUCUGUGCUCAUCAGUGCCAUUAGUUACAUUACAACAGUUUUGCACUUUUAUCAGUUAGACUAUUUUGUAGCUCUUUCCAUUCCUGGAAAAUACACAGACCAUUCUCAUUUAAUAAAUAUACUGGAUUUUUUGUCAAAUAACAGGUUAAAAAAGGAAAAAUAACUGUGUGGAGUCCUGGCAGUAAGUAUUUUUCAAGUGAAAGUAGAGCAUCUGAAGUCUAAUCUGCUCUUUUUGUUAUUAUUGUUUUUUUGUCUGGUUGUGUCUGGUUAAACAUAAACAGGUGUUAGUGGUUUGUCACAAACAGCCGUCCAGUUUUCCUGUCAGUGCCUCUGUCUUCUUUAUCCUCCAGUAUCUUCCCCCAGAGUCCUUUUUUGAUGCAAAUAGUUGUGCAAUGUACAAUCCAUUAUCCUCAAUGAAUAUGAAUAUCCCCCUCUGUAUAUAGGACUGCUGGCACCAGUGGAGAUUGCACACAGGUUGCGUUACUCUUUCAGUGGGUGUAGCUGUUGGUCAGAUGGAGUAAGGUGCUGUGUCAGCAUUUUCGUAGAGCAGCUGAGGGGAGAGUGGAUGAGUCCCCACAGAGAGUGACUGAAGCGCAGCAGAGAUGUCAUUUAACUCUGCCCACUUGAAUGUGGUCCAAGCGCUGAUAUUUCCUCUGGCACCGUAGUUAUGAUCCAUGCAGUGUGGAGGAGGUUAAAACCACUGAAACUUGAAAUUAAAAUGUACACAUUUUCUGUUAUUAAGUCCCCUUAUGUACCUGAAUUAUUGGAUUCGUGGUGGUUUCAUUUCUUUGCAUGUAGAUCCUUAGAAAGGGAUCCUGAUUGAUUCAAUAACAGCUUACACAUCUUCUGAAUCCUUCAUUAUUUCACCAAUGUUCAAACAUUAAAGGGAUAUUCUGGCGUAAAUUUAAGUUAUAGUCAAACACAGCAUAACACCUAGUUAGACACCCCCUCGGGAGAUGAAUGUUGCCGCUUAAAAUUUAUGAUUAUUACCUACUUCUACUUCUGAGAUUUAACCUUGAUGGUCUGUCAUUUGAGUUUGUAGAAUUUCAUGUUUCACAGUUUUUUUUUUUUCCAUAAUUCAACUCAUACAGUUGAAGUUAUGAUUAGACAAAUAUUUGCGUAUAGGCUUUCAAGGACCUAGACACCCUGCUCAAAUUAAAUCCAAAUGAAACUUUGUUAGAAGCUGUAGCACAAGUAAUGUAAAUCACCCUUGUAUCCUAUCUAGAAAUAUAUUUCAGAUAGGGCAACAAAUUAAAGCUUUGGAAAAUUCACAAUCCACCGCUCAGCUUCCCUAUGAAUAAUUUGAGGAUUCUGAAAACGGUGAAUAUCACACAGACUAAUGAAUUCUGUCAGGUUCUUCUGACAGAUCUGUCUGCUCACUCAUGCCGUUUUCCGUUUCAGUUCUGUUGAAUGAAGUCAAAAAGAGAUUGCUGUUUGCCUUAUACACAGAAACACAAACUGAAAUCACACCCCAGAGUUGGGAAUUUACUUUUUCUAGUCUUUUGCUUACUUUUUUUAAAAUCAGGGAAAGCUCAACAUAAAACAAUUUGGGCUGUCCCGAUAUGAUAUUGAUAUCAAAUAUUGGUCCAAUAUAAGCAACAAUCCUAAUAUCGGAUUAUAUUGGCCUGCAUCUAAAAUCUCCGAUAUCAGCACUCUGAUACAAGCAGGUGUAGGCCAGUAUUGAAGGCUAUAAUCUUUGUAUCGUAUUGAAGGUAAAAAAAGUUGUAUACCCCUAAGCCAAUGUUUUAUUCUCAUUUAUUUUUCAAAGAGCUUUGUCAGUAAACUCAGGUAACAUCUCCUUGUCUUGAAAAGCUGCACGCUCAGCAGUAAAUGCAGUCAUGUCCGUUGACACUCCCAUCCUUUUGAACAUAAGUCCUGUCAUUGAGCACUUGUCGUCAUUAGCGACGAGUGUCCUCUCUUGUAAAUUAGCUCUACUCUCGUUAUGAAAGAGCCCACACACAAAAAAAUGCAACAUGAGCUCACUGUGCAGGAGUGGAGGUCUGCCAAGAUCAAUACUCGUGCCAGCAUCCUUAAGUUUGGCCAUUUUUCCCGGUGAUGUAUGGACCCAAAUGUCCUGUGAUCAUGCUAAUGUAAGCCAGCCUCUGAACUGAUGUGUCUUUUGGACUCAGCCCAGUACGAGCAAUGUAGUAAAGUAAAGGAUAGAUCUUCCGCUGUCACACAAAUAUUCAGGGAGAAUAAAGAUAUCCUUGAUCCUUGACAUGUUUCAGUCUGUAUCUCCAUCAAGAGUUCCACUGCCUGUGGAUGGAUAAGUGGUUUUAUUUGCACUUGAUAAAAAAAGUGGCCCCCAUGACAACACAGGAUAUUAUGGAUAAAAGCGUCUCAUGUUAGGGUGAAGCUCAGCUCUUGUCCUGCUGGCGCACCUAUUCUGAAGUCUCUUAGGAUUUUCUUUGGAUAAUUAAAAAGCUUUUUAGGUCCAGAGUCUGUGGUACAUCUCUGAUGAAGGUCCAUCCUCCCCCCAGUGUCUAAUUCUCUGUCAACCAGGGUAAAAGAUAAUUACAAGGUAACAGCUUCAAAGGGAGCAAGGUGUGUGUGUGUAUGUGUGCGGGUGCAGAGCCAAGCUCCUUUUGCUCCGUCUCCCACAACUAUCUUUUCACAGAGGGAAGUGAACUCCUCUUUAUUUGACGCUUUGUGUUUUUGGUGGAGCUUAGUAGCUUGGUAAAGGUACACAUAAUCAGAAAUGCAAAAUCUUUACAAAUGAAAGUUAGAUUGAAUAUUUACAAUUGAGGAGGGGAAUCUGUGAAACUUUGUCAAUUGUUGGGCUGUGACCCAGGUCUUUUAUAAAUAAUGGAUAAUUCUGUGAUCAGGAGUGUCUGUUCUGCUGUCUGAACAUGGCUACUUGGCUAGUGUAUUUUAAUCACCUAACAAGCUAAAGGUGAUUAAUCAUCAGGUUGAUUGGAUUGAUUAUUAACUCUGCUUCGCUUGAACACUUUUUCCCAGAUCAACCCUGAUAUUACAACACAGCUAACAUUUAGGUCUAUUUGCAAGAGUAAUGGUUUUUAUAGACUCAAAGUAAAUAGAGCAGAUGGGCAAAAAUAGUCAUAUUAAAAGAAAUUUGGCCUCAAAUGUUGUGAUUCUAUUUUUAUGGCAUUAUCUAAACAGAACCACUGACCCGGUGUGUCAUUUCACCCCUGAGAACAUUAAAAAUAGAUCAAAGCUGUAAGUUCAGUGUCGUUUUUGAUGUACCUGUACAUGUGAUGUUGCAGAGAACUCCCAAAGGGACAUGCAUCAGAAGUGAUCAAGUCCUCUUUUGACAACCCGAUGCUGAACAGACUGAGCAGCUAGUCACUAGGAGUCCGUUCAUUCUCUGUAAGAGCUGAGGAGCUGAGACAGGUUGACAAUAUCUGUCAGCGUGUUGACAUGAAAUGCUGGCUGCAGCAAAGGUUUGGGGGAAAUUGUCUGUCAGAAUCCUGUCAAGUGAAAGUUGUGGUGUUUAUUUGCAGGCAAUAAAACGAAAUAUGAAUUCUUAACAAUGUGUGAAAGUGCUGUUAGUCUAGAGGAAAAGUCACUUCUUCAAGUGAAGUGUUUGUAGAUGUCUUCUACCUGUAUGCAAAGGUUUAAAGUUAGAAUUAGUUGGGACUUCUUUCAAAUAGAGGAAUAAACGUAGUACAGGAAAAGUCACCUUAAAGCCAUUCUUCUUUUUGUCUCUUUUCUCUUUAGUGUAGAGUAUGAAGUUCACAUUGAAAGCUCUGUGAUCCGGACAGAAAUCUCCUUUGAUUGCUGCAUCUUAAUUAGCUGGCAGGUGUAUUUUUGCUGCAGUAAGUAGUAGUUAACUCACAGUCAGAAAGUACACCGUGUCUCCUGUUUCUGGAGUAUAAACGCUGUGAGAGAAAGUAGAACUCGAGAGCUUACUAAAAAUAUGCAACCUCAUAAAGUAUGCAGGAAGACUUUGUGUUCAUAGAUGCUGUUUUGCAGUUACUGCAACUCUUUAAAAGUCAUGGAUGAGAUGAUUUUGAUUGAUGGCUAAGAGUUUGUGUACCUGAAUUAUUUUGUUGUCGGGCUAGGUGAUAUGGCCUCAAAUCAAUAUCAAGAUAUAUUGAGCAGUUCACCUCGAUAACGAUAAAUGGACGAUAACCACUCCACAAGCUGCUCACCCCCUUCCACAUUAACUUCGUCUACUUCAGCCGCUGCUCCAGCCGCUACAAUUUUUGAACCAUCCUCCAUCUCCUCACCUGCCUUUCCCUCUUUGUUACGGACUGAAUGGGGUGGAGUCACAUCUCUGACAGAGGACAGCAUCUUAAAGGGACAUGAGACCAUAGCCUACUUACACACAUCCAAAACCAACCUUUAUUUAUUUAUUUGACACUAAAUAUACCGAAACAGGCAAAAUAACGUAAUUGUCAUUUUUGUUCUUGUAAAUUUUAGAAUCUGUAAACUUUUGGUUUAUCGCCCAGCCCUAGUUUGUCCAUUUUGAGUUCAUUUUGUUAGUUUUCCUGUUUUUUUUUUUUAGGCCAGUUUGUUUUCUGGGCGGCAGUAGCUCAGGGGGUUGAGUAGUCGUCCAAUAACUAGAGGAUUGGUGGUUCGAUCCCCACCCUAUCUGUAGUCUGUCCGUUGUGUCCUUGGGCACUUAACCCACCUUGCUCCCAUUGUGUGUCCUCCACUAGUGUAUGAUUGUGAGUGAUGUUUGAUGGUGGUCAGAGAGGCUGUAGGUGUGAAGUGGCAGCCAUGUUUCUGUCAGUCUCCUCCAGGGCAGCUGUGACUACUAAGGUAGUUUACUACCACCAGGGUGUGACUGUGUGAGUGAAUGAAUGAUGUAUCCAAUAUAAAGUGCUUUGAGGUCACUGAUGAAAAGCGCUAUAGAAUCUGAUGCAUUAUUUACCAGUACACGGGGAACUGCAAAGAAAUCCUCUUAUGGCUUAAAAAAAGCUUCAAAAUGACUCAUAUCUGAUCACAUGAUUCUUGCUUUAGUGCUUCAUUACUGUGACAGAACCAUGAACAUUUAAUGGUCUCCCUCCAUAAGUUACGGUCAAGUUCCAAAAGAGCGAGGAGGGCAUGGUGUAAAAUGUUGAUAAAAGCAGAAUUUGAUGGUUUUAAACUUGUGUUUAAUUUUAAGCUCCGUGCACGAUCAUGUCAUUAUUAAAUAAAGUUAAUAAAAGCCCCAAAAUAUAAAGUAAAGAGAAAUUCUUAAAGAAAACAUCUCAAAUGUUAAAACUGAAACAUUUGUUAGAUAAAAAUGUUAUGGUCUAAAUAGUCAGACACACCAGGAUUAAUCAGUUGGUCCAAUAAUGUAAGAGAGUAAAUAAAGGAACAACCUUAAGUUUAUGAAGUAGUGGAUCGAUGCAUAGAGCCCAUUUCCCUUUGGGGAUAAACGAGUUCUUGUAUUAAAAACAUUUAACUUCAGCUCUUCAGUUUCGUCCUUUUAAUGGUGAUCAUCUCCACAGAUCGCAACAUAUAAAUCACUGUCUCCAAUGAACACAGCCACCACACCUCUCCAUCACAUUUUUUAAUGUAGGAUGUGUGACGUCCUAACGCCUUUAGAGUGUGCCGGUGAAGUCUCAUAAAUAAAUCAGUUCGUAUUCCUGGUAGAGGGUCUUUGAAUAAACCAGCAGUGAUCUAGAACCUCUUUUUCAAAUACACAGAGAGGAGAACUGGGAUGCUGGUUGACUGAGUAACUAAAUCUCUUUUCAGACUUUAUGGAGACCAUGAUAUUAGAUUCAUGACUGGUCGAAUGCAGCACCAUCUCUAUAAAGUCCACCUCCAUGACCACCUUGUCUAGACCCCUGAUAGUGUUUCAUGGUCUCAUGACCAUGUCUUUGCCCUUCCUUUCCUCUCCCCACAGUUUUCUGUCCUCCUCUACCUGUCAUAACUCCCUCCGCUGUGCUUGCCACUACCUUCACAGGUCCUUUUAUUGUGAGGAUCUCCAUCAGUCUUCUUCUUACCUGACCUCCUGGCUUAAGACGCCCUGCUGAAGAAUGAGAGUCCAUGACCCAUUCACUCUGAUAAAGCCUUCUCUCUAAAUGUGCUUAGGUGAAAUGGCUUUGGUGUGUUAAUCCAACCUUUGAGAGGACAUGUUGCGUAACACUCAUGUCUCCUGCUUCUUCAGACUCAGGUGUACUUGUCUGCUCGUGUGGCCUUUGGUACUGAGCACAAUAAAUAUGUUGUGAGAAGAAGAGUUUGUAGUGAAGGAUCAGACAGAUAUCUGCACACUUGUGUUGGUAAAAAUUAAACUCUUCAGGGCAGCCUGCAGAGACUUGCUUGUGCUGUAUUUUGAACUGUAUAUCUUAUUACACAGUGCGUUUUAAUGUCACCAAGUGCUCAGAGAUCUAUUAUCUGCUUAAGAUGUCUCCAUGUGACUCAUGGAGUCAGUCGGUUUCACCUCAGUCCAUUAAAAUUUCGAUCGUUACAUGAGGUCUGGAUGUUUAAGCACCACUUAUACUCCUUCAACAUUACUGUUUAAGAAGGAUUCUAAAUUCUCAGAAAUGAAGGCUAUGUAAACAUAGUCCGUGUAGUCCAGGGUUUUAUACAGGGGGCUAAUUCAAAUUGAGUUUUGCCACUAAUUUACUAUCUUGUCUGGUCCUGAAUAAGAGGUCAGGUCAGGAAAGUUUGCUGAAGGAAAGGGCAGAGUUUCUUUGUCUUGCUUGCUCAUACUGCAUCUGAUUUGAUCGUCUGCCACGUAGCUCUGACCUUUCCAUGGUUCUCCAAACAUUAGCCUGGAACUGUUUACAUCAGCAGUCUUUUUUCAAGUGCUUUAAAUGCUGCCUUCUCUAACUUUAAAAAAAAAAAGUUUACUGAAGAGAUGGAUGAGUCUAUUUAAUCCAAAUUUUCUAAUAAUAUAGAAUUUUCUUUUGGUGAAAAAACAAUUUUUCCCCAAAUUCUUUGCGUCAGGGAAAGUGAUGCUAUUGGCCCAUACGCUCUCGACUGCAUCACCAUGACUGUGCACUGUCACUGUGUCCUCUCACUUCUGCUGACUCCAACACAACCCAAAGCUGUCCUCUGAUUUGAUUUGGUCUUCUCAGUCAAGUUGUGAGGGUCAGCUCCACUCCCAGACUCGUAGUCCCAGCAAGAGGCCAGGGCUGCAGUGACAACAGCAUGGCACCACAGGAGAAAAGACAGUGCCAAUUUCCUGGGCAGAAGUUGUCAAUGGCCUUGCACCGGCCAAAGGACAGAAUUAAGGGGAUCACAAACAUGCAGCCUCCUCUUCUCUCUCCUGGUACUGGCUUGGAUGGGAAGAAGAUCAUCUUGAAAGCAUGUGGCUUUAGGCUGUCAAAUUCAUGGUGCAGCUGUCCCUAACACUCUGUCCACCUUAUUUUAAAGGAUCUUGAAGUGCUAAUUGUGGAUCAGCAGUGAUUCGGUCAAGCAACAACACGAGAGGGUGUACUGAUGGACUUAAAUGUCAGCAUGCCCAGAGCUUGUGCUGGUAUCUAGUGAAACAGAACAACAAAGAGUGUGAUGUAAUUUUGAACUUAAGUGGACUGGGUUAUUGUUUCAGAACACCUGUAGAGGAGUGAAAGUGAGAGUUGAAAGUCUCAGUACUGUUUCACUGUUUACCAGCCCUGUUUGAAUACCCUGGGCACAAUCGUGUAACUGGGUCAAAUAUUAGUAGUAAGUAUUAAUUUUUAACAAGCAUCAGGAGGUGUUUUAUGAGUGGUUUUCUCAGGCCUGUUUUUGUUGUAGUGUAUGCACGUGCCACGCUUCCCAUGAUCCCUUUGUCCCCUCGUUGUCCUGGGGCUUCUCACCCUUAUCCUGUCUGUCUCCCUCCAUGUGACGUCUGAUCUCCCAGAUCGCUGCGUCACAGCGAGGUGCUCAGCUGUCUCCUCGUGGGAGCCUGACUAGCCCACACUAAUCUCCGGACUGAGCUAAAUUUACACACAAACACAGAUUAUUCUCACCUUUUAUGCAGCUUCUGACAAGUGUGCACACGUGCAAACCAAACGCCAAUGCCUUUUUGUAUGCCUUCUUUUUUUUAGUGUAUGAUACCUAGUGUAUAAAUGAUUUGGGGAUAAUUCAAACUUGAUCGGAUUGCUAAUCCAAGGCCUUGUUUAUACAGUGGCUGGAUCUGAAUUAGGUUGUAUAAUGUUAUUCAGAAAAUCCUUUUUGCGCAUUAGAGGUUGCAGACAGUGCAUGAGUGUUUUAACAACACUGCUUUAUAUUCUUACAGUGAGAUCCUUCAGCGUGAAGUUAUUGUGUUUGGCAACACCACUGCACAAGCUCCUAUGCUUUUACUAGAGAGCAAAGCUGCAUCAGGUGACAGCUGUGUCUAAAUGAUAGAUGGCAGACUGCUUUAUAUGGUCCAUGAAUACAGACAACUCAGUCAAAAUGAUAGAAACCAAAGCAGGUCUGAAACAGGCUAGCAGGGUUCCUACACAGUUGGAAUUUCCAUACUUUUCCAUACCCCAAUUUUUAGAAAUAUUUUUGGAGAUACCUACUUUCCUAUUUUUUGGAAAACUGAAUUUUAGAACUGUGGUAAUAGUCUGAAAACAUAAGUAUUUUUCCAUACUUUAUUUCUCAUUUUCCACACUUUUUAAGACCUGGAAAUUGAUCAAAUUUAUUUCCAUACUUGCAUAGGAACCCUGAGGCUAGAUCUCUAUGUGUCCUCUACCCUGCAGCUUCCCAGCUGAGACACACCUGUGAAGCCGCAUUAAGAUUUAUACAGCUUAGAGUGGGAGUAAAAGCAUGGUAAAUCUGUCUCACUAGACAACUUGUUGAUUAGAUACCAGGACCAAGAGAUCAAUGAGCCCUAAUGUGAAGUUCUAACCCCUCAGGGCUGCACACAGUGUCUGCAGAUAAACAUUUUUGUAUGAGAUAAAUCAGCUCACAAAGUAUAAUCCUGUCUCUUAUUACUCUAGACAUGCAACAGUAACAAGGCAGUGACCAAUGAUGAGUUGUGCAGAAGCGCUGCAGAAAUAAUUGUCACCUUAGCAUAGUCACUGAAAAUUCAAAUGGAUUCCUUUGACCUGUUUCAACUUUGUUUACAGGAGAAUAGCCCACAGUGUAUGAAUAAUGUUAUGAAUAUAAUUACUUUCAGAAAAAAAACAACAACUGUGAUUUCUUCUACAGCAUAUUGGUGAAUCAUAGUUGGUGGAUUACAAUACAGGAGUCAUUGUUAUCCUCCUAUCCAUCAACCUGGUUGUGACUUGUUGUGCAGUUUUUACUGUAAAUAUAUAAAGAAAACCCUGAAUGAGUUUGUAGCUACAAAGGAUAUAAUGUGGCCAAGUAAUCACCAACUGAGUGCAUCUUGCUGGCAAACUGUGCUUGUCCUUAUUCCAGAUUAGAGUUUUUUCAAUGCAGUUCUGCUGGAAACUGAAAGAAUGUACACUGAAAGGAAAAUUCUUUAUCCUCUUGGUUUUUUCUAUACUUACCUGCACCUUUUUAUCAUAAGAAUACAGAUUGUCGUGUGAACACGGGGUGAGUGACCCCUGACUCAUUUGACCCCGGGCUGAUUGGACUGUGUAAGGAAGGGAUGAUUUUCUACAGGGACAAACGAGCGAGACUGGCAGGCUUAUCCAGCUCUCAGCCACUGAUCUGUUGGACUUUCCCUCAGAGAGCGUAAGCUUCACUAAAACCAGCCCUGUGCUGUGUGUUUGAGCGUGUUCAGCCCACGUGCUGUGCCCAGCGAGAGCAGAGCUGCACCCUGUUUAGGAUUAUUUUCCCCUGGGAAUAGGCUGAGUCACGCUACAGAGGACCAGACAGAGACAUAGACAGGGAAGGGGAGCUGGAUGGAGAUGGUUAUAGGUGGCGAUGAUCAAGAGAGAGGUUAUGAAUAGUGUGAUCUAUACUCCUCUGCAAGUAAUUAACACCUUCCGUCUUCCAUUCCUACAGCUAAUUUGGUGCUUUUCUCUAUUCAGUCACCAUUAAGUAGAUAGAGACAUCCGGACAAGUGUUAGUCACCAUGUCAGAGGCAGUACAGUUACAUUUAUCCAUUUUCAAACUUUCCAAAAAUUUAAAAUAGAAAAGUAAAAUAUGCCUUCAAACACAGCUUUACUUUUCCCUCUCAGACACUCUGACGGCUGUUUCAUCUCAGCGCCUGUCAUAUAAUCAGCAUAUUUGCAACUCCUUUGUGACUUUUUCAAAACGAGGUUAACCCACUUUGUGAUAUUUUCAUCUGGUUCGUCGCUAUAUUUAGCUCAUUGAAAUGUGGGAUCUUGGUGUCUUGCUUUCCACAUUCAAGAUAUUUCAGCUGACGCUCCAAUUUAGAGGAACUUGGAGCGAGCGUGCAGGCGAGGGUGCAGAGUCUGGAACAAGGGCACCCUGACGAGGCACUGUGAUCAUCUCACAUUAUCUGUUGUGGCUCAGGGAGGGGGGGGAGCUCGGUCACAGAAAGGCCACUGCUUCAUACUUUAACUUUGAAAGUACUCUACACUCUCUAGACUGAAAUCAUUUGUAUGAUUUUCUGAAACAAUUGUUUCAAAGUUGUCUCAGACCGUGACUCAGAUAAAAGACAAAUGCCAAUCUCUCUCCAUUUUAUUUUUUUCUGUUUUUUUUUCUUGAAGGUGGUGUUGGUGCGGUGGAAUGAGCCCUUCCAAAAACUGGCCACUUGUGAUACAGAUGGAGGGAUCUUUGUCUGGAUUCAGUAUGAGGGCCGCUGGUCUGUGGAACUGGUCAAUGAUCGUGGAGCACAGGUAAAGUUACACAAAGAGGAAACCAUAUAAAUGCUGCCGAACAACUUCAGUUAACCUACGAAUUCAAAUUCAAGUGUUUAUUUUAUCAGACGUGGUUAUGGCCUCUGUCAAUGAAAGAGCAAUGUUGUACAUUUAAAUCAUUUUCAGAAGAACAGUAAGGUUUGAAAAUAUCCUGCAUUAACUUAAGUCCAAAAUAAGAAACUGGAGUGCUGGUUUAGAGCAGACUGGCCCAUGAAGAGGGGUUACCGUCCUUGUCGUAUCUGUCACAGGUUCAACUCCUGAUCUUUUUGCUCUCUGGUGCAUUUUAACCUAGUCUGGCUUCCUCUUAUAGUGGCCAGGAAGUGUUGGGUGAUUUCAAUAUUCAAAACGCUUUGCAAAAGAACAAAACACUAACGUAAACAGCCACAACACAAACGCAAAUAACAACGCUACAGUAAUCUUGCAGUGGAAUUAGAAACAGGCAAACUACCGCCAGCCUCUCUGACGGACUUGUUGUAUAUGGAGAGUUGGAUAAAGUAUGUAAACUUAAUUUUCCUCUUUGAUAAAUAUAGUUUUGUGAUCAUCACAGUAAGCAAUGGAAAUUUGCUAACUUUAAAUUACCAGUCACUAAAUUAUUAUUUAGAGGAAAUUUACCAAUACCGAAAUUUACGACAAUAACCGUUAUUUUGCCCAUAUUGGUGUAUUCGGUGUCAAAAAAAGUAAAAGUAGGUUUUGGAUGUAUGUAGGUAGGCUAUGGUCUCAUGUCCCUUUUAAGAUGUUGUCCUAUGUCAGAGACACGACUCUGCCUCAUCCAGUCCGUAACAAAGAGGGAAAGACAGGUGAGGAGAUGGAGGACGGUUCAAAAGUUGUAGAGGCUGGAGUGGCGGCUGAAAUAGACAAAGUUAAUGUGGGAGGGGGUGAGCAAAAUGUGGAGUAGUUAUCAUCCAUUUAUCGUUUUCGAGGUGAACUCGCUCAAUAAAUCGUGAUAUUGAUUUGAGGCUAUAUCGCCCAGCCCUACAAAGCUCCUCUGAAAAUUAACCUUAAAAUUUGCAAAGGCUGUUUGUUUUAAAUAAAGAGAUUAUUUUUCAGUCUAAAAUGCCUUGAUCGUCUAGUUGGAGGCUCACUUUCUCUUGCAUGUGUACCACUCAUUCAGCUCUUAACUUUUCAAAGGGUUCUGCUCAUGCUGUGCAGUUUGUACGCCAGGCGUCAAACAGUGUGAAUGUAUAGGCCUCCGUUAUUGUCUGCCUUCAGAUAAUCCCAUAAACUCUCGAGAGAUCGUAUAUAUCUUACUUGAACCCAAAUGAAAACAUUUGAAAAAAACAGUUUUUCCCCUGUUGACUGGUUUGUUGAUUGUUUUGGUAUGUGACCACUAGAAGAAGGUCUAAUAGAACUAGCUGAAGGUCUGAGAAUAAUGAGCCAAAAGGGGGCAUAUCACCACCUACUGGAGCAGAAACACAUGAACUUCAGUCGAAUGAAUUGAUUCUUGCAGUGCUUAAACGCUGGGAUAAGGACAGUAGUCCAGUUAGAUUGCCUAAUAGAGCUUUAAUUGUAGCUCUACUUAAUAGUGCACGUGAUCAGUUAAAUUGGUUGAUGCUGAUUGUGACAAAGACUGUCUUACUCUCUUAAAAUAUUAAAUCCCACAGUAUUUAAAAUCGUCUCUCUGGCCUUUUUUUGUGAUAUUAAUACUCUGCCUGAAGUCGUGUACUUAAAUUUCUAAUUCUUUUCUGCUUUUUCUAUUCCUGAAUACUUAAAAGUGUUGAUACUUUAAUGAAACUAUGAAUUUUAAACUGAAAUCACUGGCUGGCCGGUGGCUUCUCCAGGCACUGCUUUUCAUUACAUCUCCAAGUUUUGAGGAUGUGCGAAAGAGCAUACCAGGGUCCCUAAAAUGCCCCAAUCAAAGUCAUGAGGACCAGUUUUUUGAUGCUUAUACUUGGACCGAUUUUGGAUUUCACACUGUCAGAUCAGUAAUGGUGAUUUUACAAAUAGUGAUAUGUCAGAUUUGGGCUUUUCCAAAAUCUGCUUUCUCCUCUUUAACAAGUCAAGCCGACAGCAUCCUUUCAUUAUCAUGUUAUCUUUUACUGAGACAUUUUCUGUCCUGCAGGUCAGUGACUUCACCUGGUCCCACGAUGGCACCCAGGCUCUGAUCUCAUAUCGCGAUGGCUUUGUCUUGGUGGGAUCGGUGAGUGGACAGAGGCACUGGUCCUCCGAGAUCAACCUGGAGAGCCAGAUCACCUGUGGUAUCUGGACCCCUGAUGACCAGCAGGUAACACACACUCAUCCCAGCCUGUAGAUACAGAUAGAUCUGGAGAGAGAGCAAAGUUUUAGUUUUUCUCUUGCCAUCUUUGGUAUGUUGACUUGUCAUUCAGAGGGCAGAGAGAGGCCCUGAGGGGGAUCGUGUGUGAGUGACAGAAGGCUUCCUCUGUUUUGAAUGAGUUGUAGUUUUUGUAUGGUGAUUUUUCUUGCGUGCUAUUCAAAUGUCAGCUCAGGUUGGACUUCAUCAAACUUUCAGUCAGCACAUAUGUCUUUGUUUAUCACCUUAACCCUAUCUACAUCUGUUCUCCAAGUUUCCUACCUCUUCCUUGCGUUUCUUUUGGGUCUCUUUGUUCUCGAUCUGUUAUCUCCUUUCCAGUGUCUCUUUUUCUGUUCUUUUUUUUUUGUAUUUAUAUCCAAAAGAAGAUUGAGCCUUUCUUCUUCUUCCCAGUAAACUUCCAUAUUUCCCUCCAGGUGUUGUUUGGUACUGCUGAUGGACAGGUGAUCGUGAUGGACUGCCAUGGGCGCAUGCUGGCCCAUAUUCUGCUGCAUGAGUCGGAUGGCAUCGUCAGCAUGUCCUGGAACUAUCCCAGCUUCCUGGUGGAGGACAGUAGUGAGAGCGACACUGACUCUGAUGACUACUCUCCACCACAAGGUAAGCUGCUCAGAGCUUUUAGUGGCACAUGACAGAAACGUCAGCCAAUGUAGCCAUGAUGGGAGGGAGGGUAUAAUCUGGUGUAGCAUUAAAGGGCAAAUGAAGAAAAGCCUGCAGGACGUGUUGUGCAGACGUGGAUUAGUCCAGCUGUUUCAUUCACAGACAUUUUUGUGCAGAUGGAGGCAGAUUUUAGACCAUUUGUGAGCAUCUAACUCCUCCCUCCUUUUAUCUCCCAUCUUUCACUCCUCCAUUAACUCCUCAUACGCUUAGUCCUGAGGGAGGGGGAAAGAGUUUCAGCUGGGGGCACCAGGUGGGGACACAAGCUAUGCCUGCCAGAUGUGUCCCACAUUAUCAUGCGUAUCUGUAGUCUCUCCUGUACUCUCAUGAAUAUUUUAGAUUAAGGAACAGGUGUGAAAAUAAACUGUCAGACUCCACUAUCAAGGCCAGAGAAGUUUUGACCGAGAUCUAAGAGUGCCAAAAAUACACCUGAUGAAUCAUCAAAUCACUGAACUGGAGUUUGUGUACUUGGCCCUGAAAGCUUAACUUUAACUACUGUGUCGGUGAUUAAAGGCAAGGCAAAUUUAUUUGUAUAGCACCAUUCAUACACAAGGUAAUUCAUAGUGUUUUACAGAUGCAAGGAAAUAUAUUAGAAAUGAAUAAAGAGAUUAAAACAAUUUAAAAUCUAUAAGACAAAAAGAUCAUUUUUUCAUCUUUUCUGGGUUUGCCCUGAUUAUUUUUGAAAAUUGUGAAAAAGUUUCAAGCUUUCAGAUUCGAAGCUCUGCAGCACUCAGCCUGUGUCUCCAAGACUCAACAGGUCCCCAAGACCUCAGUGCACAGUGGGUCCCAGACUGGGAGCUCCCUAGCCUUUUACCGGGUCUUUCCAUUUCAUCAGUUAUGUCCCAAAGGUGACAUGUUAGUAUACACCUGCAAACUACUCAGUGUUUCAUUAAGUAACUUGCCACCAACAUCUCACUCAGCGAUUUAAUACAUUUUUUCCUUUACUAGGUUGUGUAGAGCAGGGUGAUGAUUUUACAGAUGCUGCAUAAACUCAGAUAUGUUUGACCCUUUAGCUGUGACUUUGGUUGCAUAUGAGGGAUCUGGCAUCUUUAUAUAAUAACUCUGGCCAUUUUUGGUGCACCCAGAAUGCCCUCACACGGCCAACCUCAUCCAUUACAAAGCUUUGCUACUUGGUCCCUCUGCCAUAGUGAAACAAAUAUAGUUUAGUUGAAUGUCUCUUCAUUGUGAUGUUUUCAGGGACAGUUACCAUGGCAUCCCUUACUUUGGAUAAAAUAACAUUCCCUUCGCUGAUCUGUUUUCUUUAAAGACCCACUCUGAUGAAAAUCAUGUUGUCUUGUACAUGUUCUUAUGGCAUUUUUCUGAUGCUACAGGACAUAACGCUAUGCAGGCCAGACCCGGAGACAUAAAGAAGAUGAUCGCGGAACAAGCGUGUGCGUUAGCAGAUUGCAAUGUUUGUAAGAAAGCUAAUUAUGAUAUAAACUUUCAUCAUGUCCCAAAAGAUAUUCGUGUCAGAGAGCUGAAUAGCUACUAUGUUACCUGUGUCUUCUACUACACCGGCAAUGUUAGGCUACAAGCUAGGGUGAGGAGGAGUGUGCAGAGCAGCGCUGUCUCUGCCCACAACUCAGAGGCGAAUUGUUGAUGAGCUACUGGAGCUCUGCAGAAGAAAAGUCCUUGAAAAUGACACAGGUAAUGUGAUUUAGGCUAAAAAAUUCAUAAUCACAAAAUAAAGACCACUGAGAACACUGAAAGUAGAAAAAAAAAAAAAAAAGAUCGGUGUAGGACUUUGACAUUUUUCCAGCUCAAUGGGCUCAUUAAUGUUAAUCUAGGCAUAAAAAACAAACAGCAAGAAGAAAAGCUGCUCAUAAUUUGGGUGAAUCAUCUUUUUUUUUAUCACGUUAAGUAUGGUUGAAUAUUUGAAUUUGUGGUUUGAUCGGCAUCAAAAAUGACUAACAGACCCGUCAAGGUGGUGAAAAGGCAGCAACUGAACACGUCACUUCAAAGCAGCCAGUUGUGAAAAUGAGGAGAAGACACAUUAGGACCAAAGAGUGUGACCAAAUGGAUGGUUGAUGGGGCUGUGGUAAAAGACAGAGAGCAGACAAAAUGGAGAAACACGAUGAAUGCUCCUGACAAUGGACUGACGCUUCCACUGAACCUUCUGAUUGCUCUUAACGGUGUGGUUGCCGUUGUCAUAACAGCAGCAGCGGUCACUGCGAGGGUGUGCGUCACUGCCUUCCUUGUGUUUUGUUGCAUCUACAGCAAGCUCAAGUGCCCAGUCAAAGCUUCAGGUGGAAUUGAAAUAAAUGGUCUUUGUCACAUUGCAGUGGAAAAAAGACUUGAAUAAAAAAAACCUAUAAAUUUAAACUUUAUCUCCAACCAAAUCCUAUUACCUUCAAAACUAGAGUUCACCGUGAUGUGACGGCUGACUCCCAGUUGAUAAUCAAAACAUGUGUUGUCCGUUACAGCCUUCAUUAAAGCCCAGAGAAACAAUACAAAAAACAUCUUCUCCAUCAUUAAAACUUCUUCCAGGAUUAUCACAAUUUAAAGCCCCACUCUGCUUUUUUUACUACUUAAAGCGUUCUCAUUGGUCUUUAAAUUGUGAUUAUGAAGUUUUUUAGCUAAAAUCACAUUACCUCUGUCAUUUUCAAGGGCUUUUCUUCUGCACAGCUGCAGUAGCUCAUUAGCAAUUAACCUCUGAGUUGUAAGCGGAGACAGCGCUGCUCUCCACACUCCUCUUCACUCUAGCUUGUAGCCUAUCAUUGCUGGUGUAUCAGAAGUCGCAGGUAAUGUAGAAGCUAUUUUAAUGUCUUUGGGGGGGGAUGGUGACCGCUAAUGUCGUAAUUAGCUUUCCUACGAGCAUUGUUCCGCGAUCGUCCUCUUUACUUCUCAGAGUCUGGCCUGCAUAGAAGGGCUCUGGGGGUGGAGCUUGGAUUUGCUACGUAGGAAAUCUCAACGGCCCUCACUUAUCACUCUUGCGCAGAACUGAGCGCAGAUCUGAGCUCAGGAUUCAUAGUACAAUAGGACACACGUGAGAUUUAUAAAGAGUUCGUAUCUGACCAAUCCCAGCGUACGUAUGAUUGGGUCUUGAUAAAUGCGGCGGCUGAAAUCGAUCGUCAUUAACAUGUCACGCCCUAAAUAUUCGUGAUUCAUAAGCCUCGCCCACUGAGGUCAAACAUGAAAGAGGAAAUAUUAGACAGAUUCUAAACGUUUCCGAGCUGAAAGUGGAUAUCCUCACGUCUGUGGUGGAAACUAACACGGAUUUGCUCUUCGGAAGUAUGAAAACUGGUAUAAUACACUCCACUCGCCAGUGCAACAUUGUGCAAAACUGUACGGGCCCAAAUGAUGUCCCACACCCUUUCAGUAGUGUACAACAACAUCCUCACUGCUGGGCCAAGACAGAGACACCUGCCUUUUAGAAGUCAAACGCAGCGCUCCACAGUGGCUUGUGUGUGUGUGUGCGCAAUGUUAAAACGGCACUCCUGCUCUGUGGCAGUGUUUCUGGGCAGAGUUAUUAAAUAGGCCUUUUCACUAAGAACAUAACAAAUUUAUUUUAUUUUAUUUACAUCUUAAUCUCUAAUGAAAUCUGGCUGAUUGUGCUUAAUGACAGGUUUGAGGUUUGUUUAGCAAUUAUUUUGAAACAGACAUUUGCUGCACCGCAGAUCCACACUGACUCAAACUUGCGUACACGAUGUCAGACCUGGUUUGAGAUUUGGUCGUAGCAUACGCUCACAUGCAGAUUGAUAAAUGCCGAUCCUCACGUCAAAAUUGUCGUACGUAAGUUUUCUGCUGUACGCAAGCUUGAUAAAUGAGGGCCAAUGUGUCUGAGCAUGCUGUUUGUGUCUUUGGGAGAAGUUCACAGUGACUUGAAUGCAAAAAUACUCAGAAAUGCAAUUUUGUACUUCGUUUUCUCAUGACAUGUCCUGUAGCAUCAGAAAAAUGCCAUGUGAACAUGUAGACAACAAGAAAAACAUGAUUUUCAUCAGAGUGGGUCUUUAAAGAUGUCGCAAUCCUCAAAUGAUUUAACCCAUAUUAACCACUACAGUAUACAACAGUAAAGAUUAAUCAACAGUGCGACUGCGCAUGUAUGCAGUGGAUUCACUGUCCAGUGGAAGCCAGUGUGCAUCUGGGACAGUCACAAAAGGGAAGAUGUUCAUGUGGUUAGCUUUGCAGACCCCUCCUGCGGCUUUCUCUGUGUCCACCAGCCCACGUAAUGACCUCAUUUUUUGUUGGUUCAUGUUUGGUCUUUCUUUACUCUUUUUUACCUCUCUAGCUAAAUAAGCCCUUGUUGCUACGGCUGCAACUGUGAGGGUCCGUCCUCCUCCUGCUGUUUUGUUUCCUUCACCUUCCUGUGGGCCAAGUGGUUAAGCUGAAAAGUGCUUGCCUUAGCCAGAACACUGAUUAUGCUCUAACUCACUAAUUAAAGUGAUCAAUAGUAAUUGAUUGGUCCCUUGUAGAAAAUAUCUCUCAGGUGGACAACCCGGCUGAGACACCAGGCCUUCCUCAUCUCCACCUGCCAGAUCUCUCUGUCCUGAUAAACGAUAAUGAUCCAUUAUCACUGUGCUGCACAGUCCUACUCUGACUUCAUAGUGGUAUUAUAAAGUAUAUCUAAAUCAGUGCUUUGUCAACUGAUUACUGCAGGCAAGCCGUGACUAUUCUGGUCUUCAAGUCGAGGGAAUAGGUUGAUGUUUCAUUUGUGCUGGUAUUUAGGUCACUGCAGGAAUACUGAAGGAGAAGAGGGUACUAUAAAGUAGUAAUGAACAAAUGCAGCUGGGAAAUGUAGGUUUGUACUCCAAAUAUUGUGAAUCGUUAUGAUCAGUGAAUUUAGCUUCUGAGGAUCUUUGCAUGAGUACAAUUCAGUUUUAUUGCCUUUGCAUUGCUUGCUAAGACACGCCUUCUUUCCUGUGUCUCUCCUCAGUGCAAAGCCAGAAGCCACUGCUGACCGUCAGUUUCACCUCCGGAGACAUCAGCCUGAUGAACAACUAUGACGACCUCUCACCCACCCUCAUCCGCACUGGUCUGAAAGGUGUGUGGCUGUCUUUUAAUGCACGCCCAAGUCUCCCAUUAACUCUGUAUUUAUUUAACUGCUUUUCAUAUAGCUAAAAAUGGCUUCAUAUCUUAACAUUUGUCUGAUCUAGCCUUUUUUUAUCCUGUGACUUAUGCUGUAGAUGUGGUGGUCCAGUGGUGCUCACAAGGGGACCUCCUUGCAGUAGCGGGGAUGGAGAGGACCCUCCUUUCCCCUGAUCCCACCUGUCCUACCCCCACCAGGAAUGCUAUAGUUAAGUUCUACAAUGUUCGGGGUGAACACAUCUACACUCUGGACACACCGGCACAGGUGAUCAACGUAAACAAGGCUAAACUUGGAUAACUGACUUAUGUAAUGUGCUUGUGCUUGUGUCUGUAAGGUAGCAGUUUGUGUUCUACCUUUCAUCCCCUUUGAUCAGCCUAGCUGUAUUUUUUAAAAUGUAAAUAUGCCAUUUUCUUUUUCUUAUUUUGGGGCAUUUUUGGACAACUGAAAAGAGAGGAGACUUUUGAAGUAGUGAAGGGGGGAACACAUGCAGCAGAGGGUCAUGGCAGGGAGUUGAACAAGUGACUGCUGUGUAUAUAUGUGGCACUUCAAAUCAAAUCCAAAGAAGUUAUGCUGCGUUCCAGUUGUACUCUGAAGUCAGAGUUUCCGAGCUUUGAGUUGGAAAUUUAUCUGAAACGCCCUCCUGAAGUCAGAUUUCCAACUCGGAAAUUUGGACGAUCUUCAUCAACCCCGACUUGACAACAACGUCAUAAUCCAAGAUGGCAGCACAGUGCAUCAACAGUCAAGAGUAACAGUGAAAGCUCUCGUAAUGUAUUAUUGAUUAGCACUUCUGCAUUGUUUUUGUGAAAUUAAAUAAGUGGUAUAUGUUGUACUGAUCAACGUCUAACUGUGAGUAUGGUGCUAUGGUGUUUUGUAAGAGUAAAAUACUGUUAUGCAUCCUUUACAACUGGUAUAGCUAACGUCAACUAAUAGUAGCUGACAACAGCUAACAACAGCUGACAAUUGUUAACAACAGCUAACAGUAGGCGUCCAUCUUGGUUUUUUGACUUGUUUACUGGAACGCCGUCAGCUCGAGUGUUGCGUCAUUCCUAGCUCCAACAUCCGACUUCCAAGGUAACUGGAAUGCAGCAUUAGUUCAUCCCAUAGACUGUAUAUACUAUGGACAACUUGGUUCCGCCUACCGCCUGUAUACAUAUUUGAAGCCAAAAAGCUCUCAGUAUUUCCGGGAUUUUUCUUCAUUUCCUGAAACCAGCGCUGCGCAGUAGCGAUGCGUGCAUUCGGCCGCGCAGUCGCAGAGAGUCGCUGUGAUGUUGCUCGGCUCAAACAGCAUAUCCCCCGGUAGAGCUAUGCAAUCCCUGAACGCCCAUUGGCUGUAUCAGGUGUCAAUCAUAGAAAACAUGAACUCCCUAAUAACUUUUAAAAACGGAGCUUCACAGAAAAAAAUGGACUUGAGCACAAACCAGUCUUACAAUAACUACAUGUCAACAUCACAAGCAGGGGGAGAAAAAUUUAUGUUCUGUGUAAUUAUUUUCUAAAGUUGGUCCACAGCUCCAUAAGCUUUGCUGGCGGAGGUGGGAUUUAUGACCUAUACUGCAGCCCAUCAACAGAGGGUGCUGUUCUUGGAGUGGCUUCAUCCAGCGAGGAGGCAGACGGUGUCCAUUUUAUAUACAGUCUAUGAUUCAUCCAUAAGGGACUUUGUUUUUGUAUAAGCAUUAGAUCAAAGACAACAGAAAGCUCAUCAGACAUGAUAGAAGUAGACAGCGUGAAUAUGCAGCUUUAAAAAGGAAAUAGAUUUAAAGGUCAGAAGGAGUUAGACUAAAAUACUCAUGAUGAAAUAAAUUAAUUUGUAAAUAAAUAGAAGUAUUGGAAGUGGAAGCUUAGAACUCGUGGCUAAUGGUGAGUUUCUUUUUGUUCAGACUGUUGCUCACAUUUUGAUUUUAAACUCAAGUAAAAAGUUUCAUCUCAGCCAUCACUGUCCUAAGCCAACGCAUUCUCCAUUCUCCCUCCCAAACACUAACUUUUUGAAAGACAUACUGUGUCAGAGCAGUCCUAACCUGUGUGUGACGUGUCUCCUUCACCACCCUGCAGCGCCCCAUCACCACGCUGUGCUGGGGUCAUCGCGACUCUCGGCUGUUCCUGGCAUGCGGGCCGGCACUCUACGUUGUGCGAGUGGAGCACCGUGUUGCCAACCUGCAGCUCCUCUGCCAGCAGGGCAUUGCCACAGCAGUGAAGGAGGAGAAAGAUGUUGCCAAGCUUACCAUGCCUUCUCGCCUCUGUUCUUACGUCACUGCUGCAUUUGUCCCCACCAUCAAGGUAAGGCUGAGCAGGAGGUGUUGCAUCUAUUAAAGUCAUUAAAAAAUGUGAAUGUCACCCUCUGACAUCGCAAGUCUUAAUUUGCUUGACAUGAGCAAAGGCUUCUGCUGUACGACUUCUGCUGCCGUUGUGUUGUCGAGUCCCUGUGCUAAACUACAACUCAAAUUCUCUCUUUCAGCCCCCCAUCCCAGAUCCCAACAACAUGCGUGACUUUGUGAGCUACCCAACAGCUGGGAACGAGCGUCUGCACUGCACUAUGAAACGCACAGAGGAUAACCCUGAGGUGGGAGGGCCCUGCUACACUUUGUACCUGGAAUACCUUGGAGGUCUGGUGCCCAUCCUCAAAGGUCGGCGGAUUAGUAAACUGCGUCCAGAGUUUGUGAUCAUGGACCCCAAGACAGACGGGAAAACAGGUGAAACUGAACUUGGACCAAAAGUCCUGAACAUCAUGUCUUUUGAAUUUACACUCUCAACAGUAAUGCCUGACAAGCUAUUUCACAUAUAUGGACCAUAGAUGCCAAACUGUAGAAGACGUACAGAUCAUUGUUAGGAAAUUUAGUAUUUUGGGAUAAUGGAUAUACAUUGAAUAAUUUUUAGAUACUCUUGUCAUUCUGUGGUAUAAAUGAAUCAUCUUGAAUAGCAGUAAAGCGUAGGGCUGCAGCUAUCGAAUAUUUUAGUAAUCCAGUAUUCUUCCAAAUAUUCCAUCGAUUAAUCGAGUAAUUGGAUAAAACAUCAUUUUUCAAAGUUUAACAUCCUGCAAGGGACUUUUAACUAGAUUUGAAAAAAUCUCUGGUUUGUACUGAUGUCUUCCGGUCACCUGCAACAGCGAAUGAGCCCAUCUGUGUGAAGAUAGGCUGUUUCUAAAUAGUGAAAACGGGAAAUACGGGAGCCAGUGGUCAGGUCAGGACCGCGAACGAAACGAUUUACAACACUCGGGCCAGAGACAACACACACAUUUUUUCUUUUUAUUUUGCACUGAAAACACAUAGAUUAUUGUCACUACACAAACGGUGACAACGUCUUGCAGCAGGAGACUCCUGCAGACACCGUGCCAUGCUACAGCUGCAGCCACCGAGUGAGUAGCUCCUCCACACUGGAAACAGACAGGCAGAGCAGCUCUGUGUCACUAAUCUCCCACACCUUGGACAUUUUUUGCCUUUUUUUAAUUGUAUCUUUUUCUCUUUUCUCGCUUUUUUGUGUUUUUCUCUUGUUUUCUCCUGACAUCAUUCAUUUUUACCACCAAAAAAACCUUUACAACAAAAUGUCGUUGCUUGGCUUCCAUAUCACAGCAUUUUAUUCCUAUGGUGUUUAAUUUAAAUAUAAGAAAAAUAAACCGAAUAAAAACUAAGGGUAAAAACAAAGGAUCCUAGCUGCAUGGUAAGUAUUACUGCACUUUCUGGAGGUAGAGUGGUAGUAGAAUAAAAACAAAUUAAAGUGUAUAUAAAAAGAUAUAUGUCUUAUUUGAGUAGAUAGUAUAAACAGGAACACAGUGCAGCAGGGUAGGAGUGGGGGGUCAUUUGGCAUUUAGCAGUAUAAUGGCAAGGGGGAAGUAACUGUUUGUGAAUCCGGCUGUUCUGCAGCGAAACCUUCUGCCAGUAAAGCAUAUUGUUCUCUGUUCACUUCUUCAAUGACCUGUUGCUUUCCUCUGGUACGUAACUGACCUUGGUGAGGAAGGCUGUUCAUUAAACAGUGUGUUGCAUUUGCUUGUGACAACACUAUUUCACUGUGUUUUAAACAUAAAUGCGUCUUCCUCGUUCAAACGCUCAACAGGACUUUUAAUGUGUUUCUCUGCCACAUAUUAGCCCACUACAGUGCUUUUCCAGCUAUUUGAGUUCCUGGAGUUGGCACCCUGAGAGAGAGAGAGUGUGUUUUAGUCACACAGAGCAGACUGGGCCCAUGUUAAUUAAAAGCUGCUUAAUGGAGGCUCUGAUGGCCCCUGGGUUCCUCAUAAAUCAACCUGCACCCUCCCCACGCAGUGAUAAAUGAAGUCAGCCAUGAAAUGGUUCCAGCCCAUCCACACUUUUAUGUCCAUCAAAUAAAUUAGCUUGACCUAAACUGGAGCAGCAGCAGCAGUGGUCCACAGACACUGUGUAAAUGAGUGAAAAAGAACUGAAACAAGAAAAGUGGCGUCUUGGGGCUGAUUGAGUCUAAAAAUGUUUAUCCAGAGAAAUGUUGGAAAGCUCCUGCUGUCAUUGUGGUUUCUUUAAACAGUUUGACAUUCUAUAUUGUUUUAGCAUCUCUCUGUGCGACGUAUAAUUUCUAAACUUUGCCAGCUUGUGUAACUUUUUAUGGGAUAAAAAGUAGCCUAAUAUUGCUGGAAUAUAUUGAUAAAUUAUUGUUCAGGAUAUAUCCUCAGAAAAAUCCUCCAUGAUAAAUAUUUGCCGUCUCAUGAUAAAUACGAUAAAUGCAAGUUGAUGACGUAAGCAGGAGCGAGGGACUCGCAGCCAUAGCCCACACAGAGCAGAAUAACAAACAAACAUGGCCGAAGGUAAUGAUGAAGACGUUUCUGAGCAGCUUGUUACUGAAUGAAGCGCCACAUGAGGGAUUCCCUUCAAGAUUGGGGCUUAGAUAAGUGAAAUCAGGUAUGCCUGACGUCGGACAGUGGAUCUAAAAAUAUAGAUUGGAAUUAUAAUAUUUUUUAUCAGGACUUUUAUCAUUAUCACCAGAAUAGCAAAUCUUAUCGUGAUAAGUUUUUUAGCCCGUAUAGCCUAUCCCCAGAUAAGAGGAUAUAACUUACCAAGUUAGAAGGUGGAAGAGUUUUCUGCACCACUGUUGAUGAGAAAGACAUGUGCUACUUAUUAGAUAUGUCUAGUAGCAUUUAACAACAAAAUGACCCUCCUUUUUUUGUAUUUUCUGUGUUAUUUUCUCUUUCAGAUGAGAUUUAUGGCAACAGUCUGAUAUCCGCCAUGAUCGACAGCUGUAACUGCUCGGACUCCAGCGACAUUGAGCUCAGUGAUGACUGGGUGGGCAAGAAAUCUCCAAAGAUAUCCAGAGGCAGCAAAUCCCCAAAACUGCCCAGGUAACCAAACAUCUGACCUGUGCGCACUGCAUGAGUGUGACGCUUUACCUUUUAGCUCUUAAGCAGUCAGUGCUCCAUAUGAGGUGGAUACUGUCCACAUUUUGUGUUUGAUGAUGUCAAGGCAGUGAGGUCUAAAUAUUAAGGAGUUAAUCAGUUUGAACUGAUAAAUCAGUCUUGUGCCAGUUAAGAUUUAUUUUAAGGCGCUGAGUCACUCACAUGAAUCCUGGUUCAGCACGAACAAAGAUGCUUCUGUUACAGCAGAGGACCGAAGGAUGCCUCAGAUUAGUCACUCACUCCUCCAACAGCAUGAACCAUAAGAAUUAAGCUUUGAAGAAAUGUGUAAUAACCCUUUAGGUCAUUAUCUCCUUGAAAAACGCUGCAGCACAAGAAUGAACACCAGCACUCUUUACCGUUUCUGACAUCUUUACUCUCCUUCCUGUAUUAACCCUUAUUCAAUAGUUUCAGAUUCUAAUAAGAUGUUCUGGACUUGUCUUUCUGCAUGCCUAAACCUUCUUUUUUUAUUCGUUACCUUCUCUGUAGAGACUUAGUUUGUCCCUUUACCAACAGGAUCAAUAUUGAUCCCAGAAAAUCACCUAAACUGUCCCGGGCUACUCAAGAGAUCUCCAGGUCACCACGGUUACCGAUCCGGAAACCUUCGAUUGGAUCGCCCAGUCUAACAAGGAGGGAAUUCCCUCUGGAUGACAUCACUCAGGUAGCAGAUAAAGUUAUUUAGCUGAAACAUUUCUUCAUGUGGAGUUUACCUUCUUGCUUUCAAAAGUAAAAAUUUUUCCCUGGAUCCUGUCUUGCAGCAGAAUUACCUCGCUCAGGUCACAUCUAAUAUUUGGGGAACAAAAUUCAAGAUUGUUGGGCUGGCCACAUUUUUGCCUACCAACCUUGGUGCAGGUAACCAAUCAGCAACUUUGCUUUUCAUAUCAGGUGUUAAAAAAAAUUCAAAAUGACAAUUUUUCUCAAAAUUUUCUUGAUUUCUCUUUCUUUUCAGUCAUCUACAAGACCAGUCUCCUCCACCUGCAGCCCAGACAGAUGACCAUCUACCUGCCUGAGGUACGCAAGAUCUCCAUGGACUACAUCAACCUGCCUGUCUUCAGCCCCAAUGUCUUCAGUGAGGAUGAAGAUGACCUACCCGUCACUGGCCCUGCUGGUGGGGCUGAUGACAACCCCCCAUGCACUGUCAACAUCCCUAUCGCACCCAUCCACAGUCCCGCCCAGGCCAUGUCACCCGCCCAAAGCAUCGGUCUGGUCCAGUCACUCCUAGCCAAUCAAAACGUUCAGUUGGAUGUCCUAACAAAUCCCACUGCCACCCCUUCAGGGGCAGGUGCCAGUGGGUCAGACCAAAGCCAGGACACCAUUCUGACAGCCCAGUACACAGUACCCACCCGGUACUCCAGUCCUGGCCAGGUCAUCUUUGGGGGCCUAGAAAUGGGUCGCCUCAUGGUAGGACCUCCACCCCCUCAUCAUCCUUCACCACAACAACAGCAGCAACAACAACAACACCAACAACAACAACAACAGCAGCAGAGUCACCACCAACAGCAACAGCACCACCAACAGCAACAACUGCAACACCACCAACAACAAAUCCAGCACCAUCACCAACAAAUUCAGCAGCAGCAGCAACAAAUUCAGCAGCAGCAGCAACAACAGCAGAUACUUCAGCACCAACAUUUACAACAGCAACAGCAACUUCAGCAACAGCACAUCCAGCAGCUCCAACACUUGCAGCAACAGCAGCAGCAUCAACAUCAGCUUCAGCAGCACAUACAGCAACAACAACAGCUUCAACAGCAGCAUCAACAACUGCAGCAGCAACUCCAGCAGCAGCAACAACAAAUGCUUCACCAACAGCAAUCGCAGCAGCAGCUGCUGCAACAACAGCACCACCAUCAACUUCAGCAGCAGCAGCAACAGCUCCAAAUUCAAAUUCCUGUUCCUUCUUUGUCAUCAAAUCCGCCUUCAGGUGCAGCCGUGCUCCAGCCAGGGGCACUGCAGAUUCAGAUCCCUCAUCCACCUACUGAUUUGGUGGUGGAAAGAACAGCAGGGGGUGAACACGAGCACCUCCUGAAAAUCAAAAGCCCUCGGCCGGGACCACAGCUGGCUGAGGGAGACACUGUGGUGUUCAGUUCUCCUCCAGAGCUCAGCAAGAUGAACCCCCCACCCCCUUACCCUGGGACAGUGGCAGCCGCUGUGGCUGCUGCAGCUGCUGCUGCUGCUGCUGCUGCUGCUGCUUCAGCGUCAGCAUCUACCGCAGCCUCCUCUGCUCCAUCUGGACUGGGAGGUAGUACCAGUGGGACUCCUCCACCUGGAGACCUUUGUCCAAAAAAAGGCGAGUUUCCACUUUACGCUUCAGGCCAGCAGCAAGCGCAGUACCCCACACCCCUGGGAUAUGAAAGGAUAACAACGUUUGACAGCAGUGGGAAUGUGGAGGAAGUGUGUCGACCUCGAACACGCCUCGUCUGCAAUCAGAAUGUCUACACACUCCAGGGACCUGGCAGCUCUGCCACUCUCAGGGUCACCUCAUCAUCCUCAUCCUCAUCCUCAUCGGACAAGAAGAUCCAGCUGCCCUAUGCCUCUGCCACCCUAAACAGACUUACAGCCCCUCGCUAUUCCAUACCCAGUGGGGACCCACCUCCCUACCCUGACCCAGCCAAUCAGAACAAUACUGUUGGCAGGAACCCUGGACAGAGGCUGGACAGCAGUCUUAUCCACGCCACGCUCAGGAGGAACAGCCGUGAGGCCGCUCUCAAAGUUUCACAAAUGCUGGAACCACCAAGACCACUGCCUCCAAAGGCCAAAAAUAGUAGUGCACUAGCAGCCUCAUUCCAGCAGAGGGUGCCAACAGCCUUAUACACCUGCAGUCAGUGUAGCACUGGAUCCAGUGCUGGAGGAACUGCCCCAGGGAGUGCGAAUGGAAUAGCAGGAGGAACUAUUAUCCGACAGGAUUUUCCUCCAGGGACUGGAGCACCACACAGCACAGUUAUAGUUCAUUCGAACAGCGCCACUCCUUUGGCCUCUCAGUCCUCGUACAACCUGCUGAGCUCUUUUGAAGGGCCGGGGAGUGCAACAGGAGGAGGAGUGAGCAACAGAGACAGGGCUGAUUAUGUCAAUUCAGCAUUUACUGAGGAUGAAACACUGAACCAGUCACUGAGACAUCUGGCACUAGGAGGGGGUGAUGCAUCAGGGCUGGUUGUCAAACGUCCACCUCCCUAUCAGUGGGACCCCACAACCACAGAGGAGGUGUGGGUUCCUCAGGAACGAACUGCAACACUGAAUCCCACUGGACCCCCUGGACCCCACAAACCACCCCCACUCAUCCUUAGCCCAGCUCAGCACUUGGAUGUGUCAAGACUGCCUUUUGUCCUCUCCCCUAAGUCCCCCACUAGCCCCAGUGCUGCGUCUUUUCAAGCUGCUGCAGCAGCUGCAGGCUAUCAGAUCUCUCUCCAGUACCCCACAGCCACUGCCUAUCCUGGAGCUCAGCUUCAGCCCAUUCCAGGAUCACCUCGCCCCUGCUCGUCACCAAAGGAGAUGGUAGCACCUGUACCCUUCUCACAGCAGGAUGCUACCCUUGUCCUACCACCAGGAUACCCUGCGAACUUGGCAAACCUUGCCUGCUGCCCCCUCCCACCUUUGUAUACAGGAGGGGGGGCUUGUGCCGGGCUUCCCAUUCCCCCCAUUGCCCUCCACACUCCAUGGGGCACCUAUAACUCUUGCCCACCUAUGCCGAGUCCUGCAGUGCCACUACCACCCAAAGCCUCCCACAUGGCAGUCGACAAAAAUGUUCUCUCCCCUCCUCCUCCGCCUCCGCCGCCUCCCCCUCCACCACCAGCAGAACUGCAGAAUCAUGGAGGAUUGCAAGAGGCAAUGGCAGAGGCUGGAGAAGGUUUUCAGGAAGUGCUCUCUUUGACUGAGAGCCCGGUUCCACAGCGGUCUGAGAAGUUCAGCAAGAAGAACCGAAAGCGAGCAGAUGGACGGGCGGAUGAAGCUAACGUGCCACCGUUGGCAGAAGGGAGCAAGUCCAAGAAAGAGGGCAGAGCAUUAGGUGAUUUCAACUCACUUAUAUCCAGUCCACGGCUGGGAGGGAGAGACAAGAAGAAGCUGAAGGGACAGAAGGAGCAGCAGUUGAAGGCUAAGAAGCUGAGUAAAGCCACUGCUAACAGUGAGUUCCAGGACAGUUCAGAAAGUGAGCCGGAGUUGUUCAUCAGUGGAGACGAGCUGCUCAAUCAGUGCCAGAGUGGAAAGAAGGGCUGGAAGAGUAAGAGGAACCUAAGGGCGGCCAGUGAACUGGAUGAGAUCAAAUGUCGAAAAGCCAAUGAGAAGGAGGACAGAGGGCUGGGCAGUCAGGGAUUUGUGUAUGUCAUGGCUAACAAGCAGCCUUUGUGGAAUGAGGCCACGCAGGUGUACCAGCUGGACUUCGGUGGGCGUGUCACACAAGAGUCUGCCAAGAACUUUCAAAUAGAACUGGAGGGCAGACAGGUCAGAAAUCUCAUCUGUUAUGUUGAAUUAUGCUGCGUUUGAGUUACCUCGAAAGUCAGAAGUCCGAGCUGAAAAUGACGUCACACCCGAGUUACCAGAGUUUCAGGUACUAAGUCGGAAAAAAACAAAAUCGGAGGCAGAAACAAGAUGGCUACAUUUACGAAAGUUAUUUUAGCGCUUGCCUUGUUCGAAUAUAAGGCAAGCACUAAAACAACUUUCGUAGAUGUUGCCACCUUGUUUCAGAUUUAGCUCUCUUCCGACUUGGUAACUGAAACACUGGUAACCUGGGUGUGACGUCAUUUUCAGCUCCGACAUCUGACUUCCAAGGUAACUCGACUGCAGCAUUAUCUCUUCUCUUUUCUUGUCUUUAAACAAAAUCUUACCUUCUUUUUUUUUUUUACACAGGUGAUGCAGUUUGGCAGGAUCGACGGCAAUGCCUACAUCCUGGACUUCCAGUAUCCCUUCUCUGCUGUGCAGGCCUUUGCUGUGGCUUUAGCCAACGUUACACAACGUCUCAAAUGAGAUGUCCCCCUUCCUUACUUACCCUGAGUUAUAUCUGGGAUUUAAAUGCAAUCUGUUUGAGGGGCGCAGUUGUUUGGUUGAGAUUAAAAAGUAUGAUUUUGGGGGAGAAGGCUAAAACCAGCCCUGGUCAUAGAGAGACAAACAAUCACGCUGCACUACACAAUGCUGCCACUAAAGUUGGUGCAAUAAGCAUUGGCUGCAUUUGCCAAGAAUGUCGACAGAUCUGCUCUUUUUGGCAAUCUGAGGCACCUUGCAGUGCAUGUAGGGCCAAAGAGCUGAGCUUUGGUAAUCAUCAUGCAAAUAAAUGCUGCUUUAGCUUAGAAGAAGCUCAUAGUUGCAUGGUAAUGGAUGGGUUAACUGAGAGGGAGGAAAGGUCAUGGUGCAGUUUUCAGACGAAGCAGUAGUAAUACUUGAAAACAACACUCUGGAGAUCAAAUGAGUUUUUCCUCAGAGUGCACAGGUACUACUGGGCACUGAAAUCCAUUGCUGUACAAAAAGUUCAGUAAAACAGCUACCACUUUAUUACACUGCUUUUGCUUUUAGAAUUUUAUUAAAUGACUCAACAUAGUGGAGGGUAGGAGGGUCUUUUUUUCUCUCUGCCAUUCCUUUUGUUACUAUUUCAGUCUUUCUGGGCUGGAAUCAAAGCUUAGAUAAGGCAUCAUUUUGGAGCACUACUAAUAGUUCAUACUUUUCGCUGCUGUGAAAGGUGUGUCACUGAUAAAAACACUUGGGAGUAAAGAAAGCUGAGGUGAUCUGCAGUCUUUUCCACAUGGUUUCCUGGGACUUUGAAGGAAAAAGAAAUGCUACUCUGAUUCACAGAUUAAUUUAUGUGUAAAUUUUGUUGUUUAUCUAUUCAGAUAUAGAUUUGAGCAUUAUUGUCAUUGUUUGUGAUAUACAAUCUUUGUAUUCUGUCUACAUAGUUUUCUGAGUUCCUGCUUUAUUUGGGAGACUGUUGGCUGAAUCGGAAAUAUGCUGUGCUUUCUGGUGAGAGGGGCUUAUGGAAUAGCUUUGACUGACUUAUCCUGUACUUAAGUGAAUAAUCUACAUAUGGUGACAUAGGCGCUGAUUAAGUUGCCAGGGCCUUGAUUGAAUAACUGGUGUGAAGUGAUGUGUCACCUGCUGUCACUUCUGUGAAGUGAGUGUGUAGUCUGGAGAGGGGAGGGGAAGCUGUCCCUACUCUUUAAGCCCACACUUUAAAAACAUAUAAGUAAGGUACAGGAAAUAUUUUUGUAUGUUUCUCCUAUGCCAUUUCAUACUCUCUCCAGAAGUCAUGUAAAUACAUAUCAGUUAUAUGUAAAUGUUGUAAAGAGACUUUGGUGACUUUGACAGAUGUCUGUUUACACCUGUCUCCACUGUGUUUUUAAUGUAACUCUGUUGUGGAGCCAUGCAGUAGUACUGUUAACUCCAACAGCUACAAACACACACAACAAACUAAGAAGGUAAAGAAGCUGAAAUAUUGUUGAUUAUUCUUUGAAGUGAGAACUCAUAUGAAGGAUGAAGCUAUAGAAAUCUUUUCAUUCACUAAGCUGACACUGAAGUCUUUUUAUGUUUUUUCAUUCAGGCCGUCAAGCUUGUGUUCAUGUUGAGCUUAGGACACUGGGCAGGGCCAGCUGGAAGGGUGGAUGUGAACUGUCAGGCACAUUGCUUAUAACUGCAGUAGAUUUAACUUGAAUACGAUAUUAGCCAAAACCAGUUUUUAAAAAAAAGGGCAGGUGUAUUUGAGCUAAAUAACUUAAAGUAGGUAGGUGUGAUUUGGGUCCCAUUCACUAUUUGUGCCAAAUUACGCAUUAGCUAAAGUUAUUAUUAAAAAAUAAAAUGGGCCUAGCUGGAAGUCAAAGCUAAUUGUUGAUGGGAUGAUAAAGCCGUCACUUUGGACCAGCUCUGUUUUGGUCUCUGAAAUUGAUGAGAUUAUUUCAUUCUGUAGUGUGAUCUCUCUAUAUCUCAAUGUAAUGCAUGUCUGUCAGAGGAGACUGAAGGAGGCUAGAAAAGAAUUAAAAAACAAAACUCUACAGAUUGUAAAAAAAAUAAAAAAUAAAAUAAGAACAUGAGCAUGUCAUAAAGAAAAAACCCAUGUUUUGUGUUAGUUGUGCAAUAUUUUCUUCCAGAAAAAGUCCUGUUAUCACUUUUGACCACAGUUUGCUCUGUUCUUUUCGUUCCUCAGCAUCUUAGUUGCUGUCUGUACAUUUUAUUUAUGAGAUUAUUUCCUAAAGGAGAUAAAUUAUCUAUACAUACUGUAUAUUGUGGCGUUUUUCCAGGACAUUUCUUUGUGUUGAUAAAAAAAAAUAUGUAGCCCAGAUUUUGAGAUGGGACAGUUUGAAAAGGGCAAUUUUUUUCAGUUUUUCCUUUUUUUUAUUUUAUUUUUGUGAAGUUUGCAUUGGAUGGAAAAGAUGUGAAUGAGUAAGUGCCCUGUUUAGUGUAGUUGAUAGACUAGUCAAUGUCGAGUGUAACUGUCAAGUCAAGGUGUGUCUGUAUUCAACUGUGCAGUCUACCAAUCCCAUCAGUGUUACAUCUAUUCUCUUUAAACAUGUGUGGUCAUGGCUUCUUACACAAACACACAUUGUUCACAUAAGUUCACGAGUGUAAGCCACUGAGUUCAUGUCGAGAACUACCAAUGGACUUAGGCUAAGGAUUCACUUUAAACUGAUUAGAAGAGAUGACCUGUUGUAGAUAUUGUAGGAUCUGGCUUUUCUUUAGAGAAGAUGUGCUUUGUAUUUGUAGAUGUAAACUUCAAUGACAAAAACACUUGAAAAGAAUAUGAGUCUGAUUUGGUGACUGAACGUUUAUAGUGAAUGGAUAGAAAGGCAUGCCAUGUAAAUUAUUUUAUAAUUGUAUAUGUCACGCAUCUUUUGAAUAAAACGUCAUUGUUUCAGAAAA
This is a messenger RNA of Xyrichtys novacula (pearly razorfish), 34872 nucleotides long. Lineage: Eukaryota; Metazoa; Chordata; Actinopteri; Labriformes; Labridae. The record is from the annotation of a GenBank genome assembly.